UGAGCCCUUCAUUCCUUUUACGUUACGUAUACAUCCUUACGAUCCUCCUCAUUGUUUAUUUAUUUUACUUGUAGAUGUUUCAUAGUUCGUAAUAUCUCUUAGGUACAGUCUUCCAUUAAUAACAGUCGAUAUAACUUCGCAUACGUGUAUUUCGUUUCUUUGCAUAUUCUAAUACAUAGUAAUUCGUAUAAUUUCUCAUAUAGAUAAAUCGAUAUAAUAAUUAAUAAUCAACAUUAUUAUCUAAAUUCGGUGUUUCUUAUAUUUAACAGUAUUAUUAGUUUAAAUUUUGAUUUAUUAUUUCUAUAACAUGUAUUCAUACGUAUUCUUACGAUGUAACUGUAAAAAUGACAUCUUUCGAGAAAAUAUAUAUCAAAGAGAAAACUUGACAUUGAAGCCACUUAAGGUUAUGUUCUUCGAAUUAACUAUUGGAUGUAUUUUCGGCCCAAGGAGAUCAUGACAGGAACAUACCGGAGAUCGGUGAGUACAGAAAGCGCGUACGAAGAUGAGGAGCAUAUCGCCAGGGGCGGAAGGACCCCUGGUGAAAACGAUUUCGACGAGGAAGGUGUCGAUGGAACAGUCACUGGUACGACGUUCGAUCUAAGAAUGGCGACGAACACGUCAAGGGGUCAAAUAUCCGGCGCGGGAGGAGGCUUCCUUAGGGGUGCCGGCCAACAACACGUCAACUUCGAUCCAGAAGCACCCCCGUUGCCACCCCUAGAUACCACCCAACAGACUACGAACCUCCUCGAGAGACCCGAUGCCGAUAAAAAAGUUAAGAGGCACAGUAUCCAUGGAAUGAUGGAAGAGGAAAACGUGGUAAGACCUCACCAGGAAAUGACGAGUCUUUCUAUGCAAGAGAAAAAAUAUUUGCUUGCAGUAGAGAGAGGUGAUGUGGCAUCGGUAAGAAGAAUGCUUCAAAGUGCACAAGAGACCGACUUGAACAUCAAUUGCGUGGAUCCUUUAGGAAGAUCAGCCCUCUUGAUGGCAAUCGACAAUGAGAAUCUCGAAAUGGUGGAAUGGUUGAUCGAGCACAAAGUCGACACGAAGGAUGCUUUACUUCAUGCGAUUUCGGAGGAAUUUGUCGAAGCUGUCGAAGUUCUACUCGAUCACGAAGAAGUUUAUCAUAAGGAUGGUGAUCCACACAGCUGGGAAGCUCUACCGCCGGAUACCGCAACAUUCACGCCGGAUAUCACGCCGUUGAUCCUCUCGGCUCAUAGGGACAACUACGAGAUCAUCAAAAUCCUUUUGGAUCGUGGCUCGACUCUACCAAUGCCGCACGAUGUUCGUUGUGGAUGUGACGAAUGUGUGACGUCCAGGAUGGAGGAUUCCUUAAGGCAUUCGAGAAGCCGAAUAAACGCUUACCGUGCCCUGGCAUCGCCAUCACUUAUAGCACUUUCCUCGAAGGAUCCAAUUCUGACGGCCUUUGAACUCUCUUGGGAACUCCGUCGACUUUCCUUUCUCGAGCACGAGUUCAAGUGCGAGUAUCAGGUGAGAUAA
Vespa velutina is the source of this 1497-nucleotide messenger RNA. Its product is annotated as transient receptor potential-gamma protein-like. Gene Ontology annotation, cellular component: membrane; cation channel complex. The record is from RefSeq and is a predicted model, not a curated record. NCBI's taxonomy places the organism in Eukaryota, Metazoa, Arthropoda, Insecta, Hymenoptera, Vespidae. Gene Ontology annotation, biological process: calcium ion transmembrane transport; regulation of cytosolic calcium ion concentration; manganese ion transport. The coding region runs from base 430 to 1497 and encodes 355 amino acids. Gene Ontology annotation, molecular function: protein binding; store-operated calcium channel activity; inositol 1,4,5 trisphosphate binding. The transcript is spliced from 8 exons.